AUGACGUCGAGGCGGUGCCCGGGGGCGACGAGCCUGACGGUGACGGAGGACCGGUUCGGCGUGCUGGAGGACGAGAGGACCGGCGAGCGGCAGGCCGUGCGCCGCUUCGCGCUGGACAGCGGCCGCGGCCUCUCCUUCCAGGUGGUCACGCUCGGCGCCGCCGUGACCGCGCUCUCGCUGCCUGACCGCCGAGGCGCCGUCGAGGACAUCGUGCUCGGCUUUGACAGCCUGCAAGACUAUGUGGAGCACUCGGCGCUGUCGCUGAGCGGCGUGAUGGGCCGCGUGUCGGGGCGCGUGGGCGGCGCCAGCUUCCGCCUCGGGGAGAACAUCCACUUCGUCACCGAGAACGACGGCCACCACCACCGCGACGGCGGGGUCGCCGCCUUCCACAAGGUGCGCCGUAACCGCUUCUUCUUAGGGAGCUUCCUGGAUGAUGGUGAUGAUGAUGAUGAUAGUGGUGGUGAUGAUGGUGGUGGUGGUUUUUGA
Schistocerca piceifrons (Central American locust) is the source of this 486-nucleotide messenger RNA. RefSeq names its product aldose 1-epimerase-like. Lineage: Eukaryota; Metazoa; Arthropoda; Insecta; Orthoptera; Acrididae. The transcript has 3 exons. Gene Ontology annotation, molecular function: aldose 1-epimerase activity; carbohydrate binding. Gene Ontology annotation, biological process: glucose metabolic process; beta-D-galactose catabolic process via UDP-galactose, Leloir pathway. The coding region runs from base 1 to 486 and encodes 161 amino acids. The record is from RefSeq and is a predicted model, not a curated record.